Molecule: messenger RNA, 2802 nt
Organism: Carcharodon carcharias (great white shark)
Lineage: Eukaryota; Metazoa; Chordata; Chondrichthyes; Lamniformes; Lamnidae
Product: zinc finger protein 227-like
Exons: 2
Coding region: 1-1020 (339 amino acids)
Biological process (GO): regulation of transcription by RNA polymerase II
Cellular component (GO): nucleus
Molecular function (GO): RNA polymerase II transcription regulatory region sequence-specific DNA binding; DNA-binding transcription factor activity, RNA polymerase II-specific
Source: RefSeq, a predicted model, not a curated record
AUGGAAGAGAAACUAUUCAAGUGUGCGGUGUGCAAACAAACCUUUCCUCAGUCAUGGUUGCUCAGGAAACACCAACGCAUCCACACUGGGGAGAAACUGUUUAAGUGUGAGGAGUGUAACAAGGACUUUUCACAAUCAUCAGACCUGCUGACACAUUGGCGUGUUCACACCAGGGAGAAACCUUUCACGUGUGAGGUGUGCACCAAAUCAUUCUCGUGCUCAUCAAACCUCCGUGAACACCAACGGAUUCACACAGGGCAGAAACCAUUCACAUGCGAGGUGUGUGACAAAUCAUUCUCGAAUUCAUCACACCUCCGCACACACCAGCGCAUUCACACAGGGGAGAAACCUUUCACGUGCAAGGUGUGUGAUAAAUCAUUCUCACAGUUACCGAACCUCCUCACUCACCAACGCAUUCACACUGGGGAGAAACAAUUGAUGUGUGAAUUAUGCAACAAAUCAUUCUCGAAUUCAUCACAUCUCCGUGUACACCAUCGCAUUCACACAGGCGAGAAACCGUUCAGGUGCGAGGUGUGUGAUAAAUCAUUCUCUCAGUCAUCAUCCCUCCACAAGCACCAACACAUUCACACAGGAGAGAAACCUUUCAUAUGCGAGGUGUGUGACAAAUCAUUUCCGCAGUUAUCGUACCUUCAUGCACACCAGUGUGUGCACAUAGGGGAGAAAUCGUUCAGAUGUGAGGUGUGCAACAAAGCCUUCAGACAGCCAUCAAACCUCCUGGCCCAUAAGAGGGUCCACACUGGGGAGAAACCCUUCAAGUGUGAGGUUUGCAAUAAAACUUUUCUGAGAUCUUCCACCCUCCUGAGACACCAGAGGAUUCACACAGGGGAGAGACCCUUCAGGUGUGUAGUUUGUGAGAAGGCUUUCAUCCACUCCUUCGAGCUCCUGAGGCACCAGAGGAUUCACACAGGAGAAAAAUUCUACAAAUGUGAGUUAUGUGGCAAAGAUUUUACAAAUUCAUUGAGCCUCCAGAUCCAUCAGAGAGCCCACACAGGGAAGUAACGCUUCGAGUGUGAGAUUUAUAAUAAAGUUCUCCUGAUCUCUUUGAACCCGCUCGAACGGUGCCGAAUUCACGGAGGAGAGAAACCAUUGAGGUAUGAGAUGUGUGACAAGGCUUUCACACAGUCAAUGUAUCUCCUGAUCCAUCAACACUCACACAGGGGAGAUACCCUAUCAGUGUGAGUUGUGUAAUGAAGCCCUCACACAGUUGUCAGACCUCCUGGGACAUCAGUGAACCCACAUGGGAGACAAACCCUUCCAGUGUGACGUAUGACAGGAUUGUUUCACCUACUCCUCCUCUCUCACCAUACACCAACGUCUCCACACAGACUUGGAGCUGGGUCACCUGCUUCCAUUACACUGAGAGUUGUCUGUGUUGUUUACCCUCCAGUGCUCACACAGGGGAGCUGUCGUUCCAAAGCACUGUCUGUCUCAGCAGUGUCUGUCUCAAACCUCUCCCACCAUCUGUCCAAUUGUUUCAAGAAGACCAAUUUAACCUUUGACCAGUUCACUGAACAUCACCAAAUGAAGACAUCAAUAUGUAUAGAAAUUCCUGUUUAUGCACAGAUGUCACUGUGUCUCUGGGAGGAUUUCCUCAGCCACAGGAAGUAGCUGAUCCAGGAGAAUGUGUCAGGAUUCUCCCUGCUCUGGACAAGAGGGAAAUAUCUCAAUAGUUUCCAUAGUGUGAUUUAUCUCCCUUCUGGAAGAUAGUUACAAUUGUCACAUUCCUGUAGUCGGAGGGAAUUCCUUUUCCUCCCAAAUCCGGAGGAUGAGUUUAUGGAGUCUUGAUGUGAGCAGAAGUCCACCAGCUUUGAAGGCCUCAGCUGGAACCAUCGGGGCCACAGGCUUUGUGGUUUUUCAUCUGUUUGGUUGUUUGUUGCAGCUCUCCCAUCGAUGGGGACUCACCCAUGGAUUCUACCACAGGCACUGGGGGAUAGACUGGAGGGUAUCAGCUGUCACUGUGGAUUCAUGGUUGAGAAGUUGGUCACAAUUUUCUUUCCAGAGUUAACAGAUGGCAUUGUCAUCCUUAAGAAGAGAAACCUCAGCCUGUGAAUGGAGGGGAUUUUGUCCAUUUGACCUCGGUCUAGAGAUCACCCUGGUGAUUUCAAAAAAGAUUCACAUGUCGUGAUAAUCAGAUUGUUGGAUCUCUUGGGCUUUCUCUUCCCACCACAGGUCCGUUAUCUUCCAGAAUUUUCUUCAGGCGUCAGCCUUGAGCUGUUGAAAUGCUGCCUUCCUGAGUUGUGCCAGGCAAUGAAGGCUGGUUGUUUUUGUUCCAGGAGGUCACAUAUUUGAGUGUCAUGUUUGUUGAGCCAGUCCUGGUGACGACGAUGAUGCUCGAACCCAAUCGUCUGGACACAGGAGUUUAGUACAGCUGACUUUAUUUGAUCCCACUGUUCAUGAAUUGAGUUGGAAGUGUGAAGACUUUCCAAAUUGGUCAUGAGCUGCACCUGGAAUUCCUCUCUUCGGUCGGGCUGUUUUAGGGCUGAGACAUUGAUCUUCUUCCCUUUGGACGUUUGGGCCUUGUGAUGUCUUGGUGCUGGGUGGAUGUUCAUCACCAAUCGAACAAGUCAAUGAUCUGUCCAGCAGGCAUCAGGCCCCCACAUGGAUUGAGUGAUACAGACAUCACGGAGAACUUUGAGUUGGCUUUAGACCUUCCAGAGGAACCUCCAACAUGGUCUUUGUUACCAGAGAAAUUUGAGAAAAAUAUGAAGAGCACCAGGGACUCUUCAUUACAUUCAUCAAUGUGACCAAAGCAUUUGACCCAGUAAAUCACGAGGCUCUGUG